Messenger RNA from Zingiber officinale, 390 nucleotides. Its product is annotated as SPX domain-containing protein 1-like. The coding region runs from base 1 to 390 and encodes 129 amino acids. The record is from RefSeq and is a predicted model, not a curated record. Gene Ontology annotation, biological process: cellular response to phosphate starvation. The transcript has 2 exons. NCBI's taxonomy places the organism in Eukaryota, Viridiplantae, Streptophyta, Magnoliopsida, Zingiberales, Zingiberaceae.
AUGAUUGUUGGUGUUAAUGGAGGGGGAAAGAUAACGUCUCUUGGUCUAGUGAAAAUACUGAAGAAGUAUGACAAGAGAACAGGAGCACUUAUCAGGCAGCCCUUCAUCGAAAAGGUGCUGCAGCAGCCAUUCUUUACAACUGAUCUCCUAUACAAACUCAUGAAGGAGUGUGUGGCUAUGCUCGACCACCUCUUCCCCAGCAACAACCUGUCAAUUUCUGCAGAAUGCGACGGACAAAAUGGAGUGCCAAAGCUGGCACAAUCAAGUGAGAGGGUUCCAGAGUUGGAGGAGAUUAAAUAUAUGCAGAGCUUAUACAUGAAGAGCAUCGUAGCAGCGCUGCGGUCCUUGAAACAGAUUAGGAGCAAAAGUUCAAUAGUCAAAACAGAUUAG